AUGGCGUGUUCGAUUGAGUUGUCAGAAUUCGACAUUAAUUUCGAACCGAGGGGUCCAGUCAAGUCCCAAUACUUGGUGGAUUUUAUUAAUGAAUUACAGUUGAAGGGUCAUUUUUUGAGUGAUUUGUGGACAAUGCAUGUGGAUGGCUCUUCAAACAAUCGAGGUAGCGGGGCUGGUAUAAUCCUUGAAGGACCGACUGGGCUGACUCUCGAACAGUCAUUGAGGUUUGCGUUCAAGGCUUCGAAUAACCAAGCCGAAUACGAAGCAUUGAUUGCUGGCUUAAGACUUGCACAAGAAAUUGGGGUCAGACGAUUGAUGUGCUGGACCGAUUCGAAGGUCGUAUCCGAGCAGGUCAAUGACAACUUCCAGGUUAAGGAUUCCUGCUUGUUGAAAUACUAUCAUUUGUUUCAGAGAAUGCGCAGUACCUUUGAUGAAGUCCAAGUAAGACACACGCCGAGAGAACACAACAAGAGGGCUGAUCAAUUGGCCCGGUUAGUAAGCAGUACUCGGAAACCUGGACAGCUGCGAACCACACUUCACCUUGAACUUACAACUCCGAGUGUGGUACCUACCGAAUGCAUGACGAUUGGGGAGCCCACUCGAACAUGGAUCACAGAUAUAACAAAUUACCUUGAGCAUGGCAAAGAGCCAUCUGACCCAUCGGCCGCCAAAAAGCUCCGAACCCAGGCUGCCAGGUAUUCAAUGGUUGGAGGAGAGUUGUACCGCAGAGGGUUUUCGGUCCCACUGUUGAAAUGUGUUGAUGCGGAGCAAGCAAACUAUGUCUUGAGAGAGAUUCAUGAAGGAAUAUGCGGUUUCCACUCAGGAGGACGAACCCUGGCCACCAAGGUGCUUCGGGCGGGGUAUUACUGGCCAACCCUCAAGGAUGACUGCAUAAAAUUUGUUAAGCGUUGCGUGUCAUGUCAACGGCACGACAAUCUCAUUCAUGCUUCAGCCGAAGAGUUACAUGACUACUUCACGAAAUGGGUUGAGGCCGAGCCGUUGGCCAAUAUCACAGCUGCCAAUGUCCAGAAGUUUUUAUGGAAGAACAUUGUUACUCGCUUCGGCAUUCCACACGCCAUUAUAACUGAUAAUGGUUUGCAAUUCACUGAUCAAAAACUUAAUCGAUUUAUUCAAGAUCUCGGUAUCAAACACAGGUUUACGUCAGUGGAGCAUCCGCAAUCCAAUGGUCAAGCCGAAGCGGCUAAUAAGGUGAUCCUCACCGAACUCAAAAAGUGA
Molecule: messenger RNA, 1236 nt
Organism: Cajanus cajan (pigeon pea)
Lineage: Eukaryota; Viridiplantae; Streptophyta; Magnoliopsida; Fabales; Fabaceae
Source: RefSeq, a predicted model, not a curated record